AUGAAUUUUAAAGUUUUUUAUCUUUUAUCUAUAUUAGCUUUUUUGGCUUUCUCUCAACUUGCUUUAGUUUCAUGUAGAAAAGCCAAAAGCAACCAUGGCUUAGAUGGAUUCACUCUUGAUCUUAUCCACCGCGAUUCUCCUCUUUCUCCUUACUAUAACCCUUCCAUCACCCCUUCACAACGCCUCCGAGAUGCAUUCCAAAGAUCUUUCUCUCGAGUAUCUUUCUACACGAAAGCUUCCAUCCAUCCCACCACACUCGUCAAUCAUGCUAUUCAAUCAGACAUCAUUCCUGAUUCCGGAGAUUAUUUAAUGAAAAUUUCCAUCGGUAUGCCCCCAAUGAAAACCUAUGCAAGUCUUGACACUGGGAGUGAAUUGACAUGGGUACAAUGCAAGCCUUGUACUCAUUGUUAUAAACAAAUAUUACCCCUUUUCGAUCCUCGAAAAAGCUCAACGUAUAAAAUAAUUGGUUGUCAUAGUAAGGAAUGUGAGCUAGUAAGAGGUAAAACUUGUGACAAAAAGAAUGUUUGUGAAUAUGAAUUGCAUUAUGGUGAUGGUUCUUAUAGUUUUGGUGAUGUUGCUUUUGAGACAUUCACAUUUGAUUUAACUUCUAAUAAGGUUGAUAAUAUUUCAAUUCCACAUGUUAUUUUUGGUUGUGGACAUAGUAAUGAUGGCACUUUUAGCAAUCGUACUACUGGGAUUGUGGGAUUAGCAGAUUCAAAAAUCUCUUUUAUUAAUCAACUUGAUAAACAAAUUAAAGGGAAAUUCUCUUAUUGUUUAGUCCCAAAUAAUGAUAUAUCACCAUCUUAUCAUCCUCCCAAUACUACAAGUAAAAUUAAUUUUGGUUCUAAGGCUGUAUCGGGUCCUAACGUUCUUACAACUCCCAUAAUUCGAAGGAACAACGAUAUAUUCUACUAUCUACAUCUUGAAAGUGUUAGCGUUGGAGGUAACAAGUUAGAGUUUAAGUCUCCACAAGUCACGAAUUCUUCUGUUAAUGCUAAAGGAGACUUGGGAAAUAUUAUAAUCGAUUCUGGCACAACGUUGACAAUGAUCCCUGGUGAAUUUUAUGACAAAUUGGAAUCAACUUUGGUGGAAAUGAUUAAAGGUAAGAGAAUAGGUGGCCCGCUUCCCCUAUGUUACGAGGCGAAAAGCAUUGUCAAUAAAAUUCCUAAGAUUGUGUUCCAUUUCAAGGAUAAUGCUGAUAUCGAGUUGCUACCUAUGAAUACAUUUGCAAAAGUUAAUGAUUUGAGUUGUUUUUCAAUUGUUAAGGGAUAUUCCGAUUUUGCUAUUUAUGGAAAUUUGCAACAGAUGAAUUUCCUUAUCGGAUAUGAUCUUGUAAAUCACAAGCUGUCUUUCUUACCUACUAAUUGUACCAAAUACUGAUAAAUUUGGAUUACAAUUUCAUAUUUUUAAUUAAUUAACCACUUUGUAUGUAAUGAAAUUUGUCCUUUGUUUAAUGGGAGUAUGAAUGUGUUAGUUAUUUUAAA
Messenger RNA from Solanum pennellii, 1484 nucleotides. RefSeq names its product aspartic proteinase CDR1-like. The transcript is spliced from 2 exons. The record is from RefSeq and is a predicted model, not a curated record. Gene Ontology annotation, molecular function: aspartic-type endopeptidase activity. Gene Ontology annotation, cellular component: extracellular region. The coding region runs from base 1 to 1380 and encodes 459 amino acids. Lineage: Eukaryota; Viridiplantae; Streptophyta; Magnoliopsida; Solanales; Solanaceae. Gene Ontology annotation, biological process: proteolysis.